AUGCCUGCGGCAAUUCCCAACAUCGAUGAUCAGACUGACUUCACACGUGAACUUUUCAGGCAUUGGGAUGUCCAUGCUCGCACUGGGCCUGCGCAUAUCGAGCGUCUCCUGCAUGUUCACACAUGGUUUCUACACUCUGGACGGAUUAGAGUCAACGAUGAAGAACGGCUCACAACCUUGGGCGACAAUUUCCAUCAGUGGGAAAGCCAGCUUCAGCGUAUCUGGCUAGACCUCUUGGACCCACACAUUGAUGUAGACUUUGCCAUUGUCUAUGAUCAUGUUCCUGGGCAACUCCAUAUUAUUGUUCAUCAAUUGCUUCAGCAUCAGGAGCGCUCCACUCUGAUCACGACAUAUGAUGAUGGAGUCAUGAACAAUCGUCCACAUGUCACAGCCGCAAUUCUUUCACAACAAGUCUUGCGUGCUCAGUUCCUAGCAGCCAUUAACCGCCAACAUGACUGCCCACCACUCAACUUGUACACAACGUGCACCAUUUGGCAACAGGGCCAUGAGAUCUCUGAGGAAACAGAAUAUCAAUGCAGGCAUGGUGACACUUUCUCACUCAUUAUCCAAAGAACUGGAGAUUUUGAGUGGAAUCAAGAAGAGUGGACCGCGACAGAGGCGGCAUCUUCGGCGAGUUUUUUGCAAACCAAAGCAGUGUUGAAGCCAACCAAACCAGCAGAGGACAGGCGCCUAACAACUGGGCAGGUAGCUCAUACCCAGUGGCCUGAACCUCACGUGCUCAAACUUGAAGAAUUGAUCAGCCCACCCAUCACUGUAGAGGUUGAUUUCUCCUCGGUGCUUUUCUUGGCAAAUGAAUUGCACAACAAUGGGCAUCACUUUCUGCAAUGUUGGCCCCCACAGCUCGAAAUGCCAGAGGUCACUUGUGUUGCCAUGCGGGAUCUGCAACCACUUGGUGACCAAAUUCCUCUGGUGUAUCACUUCUUCACUGAUGAAUCGAAAGCUGCGCCUGGUUUAGUUGGAGCUGCUGUUGUUCUAUUGAUUGAAACAGCCACUGGAUGGCACUAUGGUGGUUGUCUCUAUCGCAAGGUCGAAACCGGUGACACCUCUGUUGCUGGUGAAAAUGGCGCUAUUGCAUGGGCGCUAUUGUGGGCUUUUCAGCUGAGCAACCAACAUUGGGAAGUCCAUGGACAAGCUCAAUUGGCCUUUAGCUUCAAUUUUGAUGCCACGUGUUCUGGCUACCUUGCAGCAGGAUAUUGGCGCACUUCCCAUGCACACAGCUGGCGAACCCUCACCCGAAGUAUUGCUCAGGUCUUACAAACCAGACAUGGCAUUGAUGCACUUGCUUGGAUUUAUGUAAAAGCUCAUGCAGGGCACCCAUGGAACGAAGCGGCUGACGCCCUUGCUAAAUGGGUCGUCCAAAACUACGACCAAGCACAGAGCAGUACCUAUUGGGAGCAAUGGCUGGAUUCGCCUGACAAGCUGACGGCCUUUCAGUGGCUUUGGUACAAAGAACUCAUGGAAGUUCAUGACCCACGAGUUCCAGCCUUAUGCAAUGGAAUCAUGAAAUGCAUCAUUCCAGCUGUAACUCCGUGCCACGAUCAUGAUGCCACGCCUUCCUCUCAAGGAGCACCCAAUAGCAGUAUCAGUGCGAUUCAACGUGACCUUCCUCAAUGGAAUCGAUUGCAUGACCAUGCGGUUGCCAAAACCACUAGCAUGUUGCGAAAAGCUGCAAGCGAUGUUCAGAAGGCCAUCAAGUUUGAGGACUCACAGUAUUAUGCACGUUUGGCCGACCAAUCUGCCCAGACUUAUAGUGUUGAAGGUUUGACUGGCAUUUGGAAGAAACUGAAAGCUGUGCUGCCGGAACACAGAUCCAAACGCUUUCAAGUGCAGAGGGACAUCGAACAUGAGCUCUUGACUCAUUUCCAAUCCCUUGAAGCGGGCACAACAGUAUCAGUUGGUGAGCUCAUCCGUGGAUGUCUUAACCGUAAUGCUGAAGAGCGAGCACGAGAAGAAGGGCGAUGCGAUUUUGCAUGGUGGAACCCACUUGAUGAUGAGCCUCUGACACGGAAGUGCUGCGCACAAUUUGAAGCACGUCUUCGUGACUGGUUUGAGAUCGAGCAGCCCACAGUGGUUGAUUUCCACAACAUGUUUUUCCGAUUAUUCUUUGACAUGGAGAUUCCGGAAUUUCAAGCUGCCCGCAUCUUCAUUUUUUGGGUUGAAACUGACUUCUACACCAUCAUUGAGCAGUAUGCGCACCAUGAUGCGUACUACGCCUUGGAAGAGGCACACAUGAGCUUCCUGGCUGACAUCCAUAUUUGGAAUCUCCAAGUUCGAAUGAAGCAGUUGCGGAAGCAGUGGGACAUUCUUCAGCUUGGCGAACCACGAGCUCAUCGAGUUCCACAGCAGCCUGCCCAACGCCGACCUGCACGUGCACAUCCCAUUGAUUCUGCUUUUGCUGCUCUCGAGAGCAAGGAGCAACAAUGGAGGCGAAUCGAAUCUCGUCACUUUGAUGGUGGUUUGGGUGAGAUCGAUUUUUUCGCCAAAGAAUUAGCGCAUGCCCGCAGCAACGCCGGACUCACGACACAAAUGCUGAGCAGUUUCUUUGGUGCCUGUGUGGUUGCCAAAGACUGGGAAAUGGCCUGGCAGCAGGCGAUUCGGUGA
Molecule: messenger RNA, 2622 nt
Organism: Cladocopium goreaui
Lineage: Eukaryota; Dinophyceae; Suessiales; Symbiodiniaceae
Source: the annotation of a GenBank genome assembly